Messenger RNA from Moneuplotes crassus, 1423 nucleotides. NCBI's taxonomy places the organism in Eukaryota, Ciliophora, Spirotrichea, Euplotida, Euplotidae. The record is from the annotation of a GenBank genome assembly.
UAAAUAAAUACAAAUGGAGAAUCAUUUCAGGUUCUUGGACCUUAUGCGUCCAUUCCAGAGAUUAGUUCCCUCUAUCAUGGAGAGUAAAAGGAAGUCAAGCUUUUAUGAAAAGCUGAUCUGGACUGCAGUCACACUCUACAUUUACUUGAUAUGCUCUCAAAUUCCUCUAUAUGGAGCAGCACAAAAUUCAUCAUCAGAUCCAUUGUAUUGGGUGAGAGUCAUCUUGGCAAGUAAUAGGGGAACAUUGAUGGAGUUGGGAAUCUCACCUCUUGUCACAUCAUCAAUGAUCAUCCAGCUCUUUGUUGGAACAAAAUUAAUCAAUGUGAACCCUUCGAUUCCAGAAGACAAAGAAUUACUCAGUACUGCUGAGAAGUUGUUUGGGUUAUUGAUGACUGUCGGAGAAGCUGUUGCCUAUGUUUUAUCAGGGAUGUAUGGAAGAGUAUGGGAUAUUGGACUUAUCAACGCCACACUUCUUAUUCUUCAACUCGUAUUUGCAGGAGUUAUAGUCCUUCUUCUUGAUGAAAUGCUUCAGAAAGGAUAUGGGUUAGGCUCUGGUAUUUCCUUAUUUAUUGCAACCAACAUUUGUGAGAACAUUGUAUGGAAGGCUCUUUCUCCAAUUACUAUCAAAUCAGACUCAGGAACUCAGUUUGAAGGAGCAUUAGUCUCUCUUUUCCACCUCUUGGCAACAAAAAGUAAUAAAUGGGAUGCAUUGUAUCAAGCUUUAAACAGGCAAGAGGCUCCGAACGUUACGAAUUUAAUAGGAACAAUUUUCGUAGUCUUAGUGGUAAUUUACUUCCAAGGUUUCAAAGUAAACCUCACUCUUCGACAGAGAAAAGUUAGAGGAGUUACGUAUCCAUACACCAUCAAGCUAUUCUAUGUGUCUACCUUCCCCAUCAUCUUGCAGGCGGCAUUCAUCUCAAACAUUUAUUUCUUCUCACAAAUCUUGCACAAGAGAUUUAAAGGAAACUUGAUAAUAGAGCUUCUCGGAAAAUGGAAAGACGUGGAAUUCGGAGCUAGAUCAGUCCCAGUUGGUGGACUUGCUUACUACAUGUCCCCUCCUAGUGACUUCGCUCAUUUCAUUGGAGACCCAUUCCAUGGGCUGUUCUACUUGCUCUUCAUCACUUCUUCAUGUGCCAUCUUGGGAAGACUCUGGCUGGAAGUUUCUGGAAUGGGCGCAAGAGAUGUUGUGAAAUCUUUUGUGGAGCAAGAUCUCGUAUUGCAAGGAUUUGAGAAGGAAGGCUCAAUGAUUAAACAGCUCAAUAGAUACAUCCCAACUGCAGCAGCUCUCGGAGGAAUCAUGGUUGGAUUGCUAACAGUCUUUGCAGAUAUGCUUGGAGCUAUUGGAUCAGGUACUGGUAUUCUUCUAGCAGUCAAUAUCAUAUUCUCGUUCUUUGAACAAUAUGAGAAAGGAGGAAGAAGGUAG